UAAAUCUUGAUUACCGGGUAUUAUCAAAGGCUCAUUUUCUGUUUCACAACAUCUCAUUGCUAACAUUAGUAAUUGUUCAAGUGUAUUGUACCUCAAAUUUGAUGGAGUGUUCACAGUUCAAGAAAUUAAUAUCAUAAUCUUGAGUUCGUAGGACGAAAUCAUUUUACAUUGACGAACUUCUAACGACCACCUUAUGAUCACUCGAGUCAUUGAGUGGAUGUAUUUAUAAAAAUUUCAAAGUGCUAACUGUUUCGUAAUUUUGAUAGUUGCAUUAUAAAUCAUGUACAAUUGAUCUUUAUAACUGUCGACAUCAUGAACGAGCGAGAUGAAAGUGUUGAAGGACUCGUAAAUGGCCAGAGAAAAAUUCCGAAGGACAGGUUCAAUCUUGUUUACUUCGUCCUUCUACUUCAAGGAAUUGGAACUGUGCUACCUUGGAACUUUUUCAUCACAGCACAAGCAUACUUCUCUACAAAGUUGAAAAACACAAAUUAUCAAGAUGAAUUUGAGAAUUUUUUUUCUUUGGCUGCAUGUGGACCACUACUGCUUGCGUUCCUUUUAAAUACCAUGUUUAAGCACAAGGCUCCACUUAAGAAAAGAAUCAUUGUUCCAUUGAUAUUGAUGAUAGUGAUCUUUAUUGUUACAACAAUAUUAGUGAAGAUUGAUGUUCACAAAUGGAAAGGAUUAUUUUUUGCCAUCACUUUGAUUAUCAUAGCUUUAAUCAACGCUUUUGGUGCAGUGUAUCAAGGAGGAAUUUUUGGUCUUGCUGGCAUGAUGCCACCUCAAUACACACAGGCCUUGAUGACAGGUCAAGGUGUUGCUGGCAUAUUUGCUUGUGUUGCCGAUAUCUCUUCUAAAUUAGGUAGUGCUGAUCCGUAUGAUAGUGCUUUCUGGUACUUCUUGACUGCUGUAGUUGUGCUGAUCAUAUGCAUGAUAUCAUAUCUUGGUCUUUAUAAAAUAAGAUUCUCAAAGCAUUUUCUUGAUGGCCAUCGGGAAGCAGUAUACUGUGCUGUGGAGAACGAUAAAGUGGAAAAUAACUUUCCUGAACAUGAAGUAAAGCUAGUGAAAUCGGUGCCCCCGUUCAAACUCAUUAUGAAAAAGAUUUGGCACCAAGGUUUGUCUGUUGUCUUGGUGUUUUUGGUAACAUUGGCCACAUUUCCUGCUGUCUUGUCUGGCAUCAAAUCUGAAAACAAUGGUGAUGGCUCAGAGUGGACAGGAAAGUUUUUCACACCAGUGGUAUGUUUCUUAUUAUUCAAUGUUGGUGACUUUGCUGGUAGAGUUAUUGCUGGAUUCGUUCAGAAACCUGGACCUGAUGGCUAUUGGAUGCUUGGUUGCACUAUCUUGAGAUUUGUUUUUAUUCCAUUGUUUGCUUUCUGCAACUAUCAGCCACGGAGAAGUAAUGCAACAGUCUAUUUUAAAGAGGAUUACUGGCCAGUUGUGUUUAAUCUUCUCUUCUCUGUUAGUAAUGGAUAUCUAGGCAGUCUUUGCAUGAUGUAUGGUCCAGAUUUAGUCGAAAGUAAACAUGCUGAAACUGCUGGAACAAUAAUGGCCUACUUCCUUGCUAUCGGUCUUGGGUUAGGUAGUGCUUCAUCAUUUGGCAUCACAGAGUCAAUAUAAUUUAAAAAAGAUUUAAUACCAUAAUGCAAAUCACUCCAGCUGUGUUCGUUUACCAUGUAGACCACAACAUGGAUGAUCUUUGUUACCAGGAUAAAGUGUUUGGGACAGUGAUGACAUGCCCUCCUUUACAAUGGUUGCUCAUUUAUUUAUUGACACCAAUACAUUAGUUCAUUCAUUUUUGAAAGAAACUUGUGAUAAUUACAUUUUUCAAAUGAGAGAAAUAAAAUUUUUUAAAUUUUUUUUGA
This is a messenger RNA of Xenia sp. Carnegie-2017, 1859 nucleotides long. RefSeq names its product equilibrative nucleoside transporter 3-like. Gene Ontology annotation, cellular component: plasma membrane. Gene Ontology annotation, molecular function: nucleoside transmembrane transporter activity. The coding region runs from base 313 to 1614 and encodes 433 amino acids. The transcript is spliced from 13 exons. Gene Ontology annotation, biological process: nucleoside transmembrane transport. Lineage: Eukaryota; Metazoa; Cnidaria; Anthozoa; Malacalcyonacea; Xeniidae. The record is from RefSeq and is a predicted model, not a curated record.